Messenger RNA from Linum tenue, 1265 nucleotides. The record is from the annotation of a GenBank genome assembly. NCBI's taxonomy places the organism in Eukaryota, Viridiplantae, Streptophyta, Magnoliopsida, Malpighiales, Linaceae.
AUCAAAAUGCCACCGACCACUUUUCUUCGAUGUUGAUCUAUAGAUAGCUCUCUCUCUCUCUUCCCUCUCUCUCUUCCCACUCUUUUGCUUACUCUGUUCACUUUGCCCUGUCUCUCACCGCCGUUCAUUGUCCAGAUUGGAUCACGAUGAAUACUAUAGCUCCUCCGCAUUCUCCUCUCUUCCCAGACCAGUAUCCUAUUUUAGGAAGAGGAAUGAACGGCAGCAAUCUGCUACCCACGUCACCAAACAGCUCCUUCAACGAAGGAGACAAUCGAUUUUGUCCAUCCGACCAGUGGUUGAUAAGUCAUUAUUUGAUCCAAAAGAUGCUUGGAAAUGAAGACCAAGUAAUGCGAAUCCCCCAAGUUGACAUCUUAAACCACGAGCCGUGGGAUCUACUGCCCACCGGUGGUGGAGGGGCAGAGCAACGUUACAAAGAAGCGUAUUACUUCUGCCGUCGAAGGAGUUACUUCACGAGCAAGGAUCGAUACAAAAGGACCACAGGAGGUGGUUACUGGAAACCGACCGGCAAACAUCGCGACGUUAGGAGCGGGGCUAAUGGAGAAGUGAUCGGAAGGAAGAGGAGCCUGGUUUUCCAUUACGGUCGGCCCGGCGCGGGCCAAGGGACGGGCUACACUAUGCACGAGUACUCUGUUCCGGACUGUAUUGGGCAGAUGCUGGGAGAAGAUCUGGUUCUCUGCAAAAUCAUGAAGAAGAUUUCGAACCGCAACAACAAAACUGAAACAGCAGCAAGAAAGCUGAGUAAGAAGAGGAAGAAGGCGGCAGUGACGCCAAUAAUACCUUGUGACGAAAACAUCAACACCAUCACUCUGCCACGGCAAGAAGAAGAAGAAGCGCACAAUUACCAAGUGCCUUCUUCUGAUUUCGGAAAUCAAAACGUGCUCUUUCAAGAGGCAGUCAGCAAUGAUCAUGGCAGCGCAGUGGAAUUGGCGCAGUUCCCGGAGAUACUGUUCGGCGACGGUGAUGAUCAUAACCAGCUGACUGAUUUUGAUUUUGAUUUUGAUUUUGAUUUUGAUUUUAAUUUUGAUUUUGAGUUGAAUUCGGCGGUCAGAGAUACGCUGCCACCGUCGGAGCCGGAGCCUUUGCUCGACUAGUUUUAUGGGAUGGAGACCGGGUUAAGUUGACGUAUGUAGUAGCUGAUGACCGGUAAUCUGGUUGGGAGUUGAUUACUGCUGUAUUCAUUAGUGUGAUAUAUUAAGCACAUUUAGCUGUAAGCUGGUGUUGCUGUGUAUGUGUAGCGUUUUUUU